This is a messenger RNA of Bipolaris oryzae ATCC 44560, 960 nucleotides long. RefSeq lists its product as uncharacterized. The transcript is spliced from 2 exons. The record is from RefSeq and is a predicted model, not a curated record. NCBI's taxonomy places the organism in Eukaryota, Fungi, Ascomycota, Dothideomycetes, Pleosporales, Pleosporaceae. The coding region runs from base 1 to 960 and encodes 319 amino acids.
AUGAAGCUCAAAGCCACCCUCCGCGCCCGCAUACCAGGGAUUCACUGGAGUCCGCACGACCUCGCAUCUUCAGAACCCUCGUCAUCAUCCUCAAAACCCAAAUCGCGAAUGUCUUUUUCACUAAAGUCAUCCGCUCCCGACUCCGCAACUACCACCCGCCCCCGCAAAUCCAGACUGGGCUCGACGACGCCCUCCGAACCCAAUGUCGAACUUGACGCGCGCACACUGGCGCAGGGCCAAUCGCUAUUCUUCGCCCGUCUACCAAUUGAGUUGCGCAGAAUGGUGUACGAAUUUGUCAUGGGCGAGGAAGUCGUGCACCUGACACUGAGCCAAAAGCGGCGGUUCGGCCAUUGUAUCUGCCAGUGCGAAACCUCCAUGUCUCACAAAGGCAAGCACCAAUGUACCUGUCGCGUCCUCGUCGGUGGUAAAAAAGGCGCAAGACUAGAUUCCAGCGCUGCAGCCCUGGUGCGAACAUGUAGACGCAUAUACGCAGAAGCAAUCCCGCAUCUCUACCGCACACACACCUUCUCCCUUCUCCACAUCACGCACCUACUCUACCUCCCAUCUUCCGUCCCCCAACUCCGACUCAACACGAUCCGCACGCUGCAUCUCCGCUGGGCCAUCCGCGCGCUACCGUAUCUCCGGCGUGGUCCCUCGAGUCGCGUGGCAUAUCGCGAGGAUACUGCGAAUUGGGAGACGGGGUGGGGGAUUAUCGCGGGAAUGCAGGGGUUGAGGGAACUAUAUGUUGUGCUCAUUGAUCCGAGUCCGCAGGGGUUGUGGGAGAGGAAUUGGUUGCAGCUUGAGGAUGUGUUGAUGGAGAGUGUGAGGGGAGUUACGCGGCCGAGGGAUGCCGUGGUGGUGAUGCCGUAUCAGAGUUGUGGGGUGGAUUGGGAUAUGGGGGAUGGGUGUGUACGGCUGGUGAGGCCGGAGGAUGGGGGUGCGGAGGAAGGGGAGGAGUGA